This is a messenger RNA of Canariomyces notabilis, 1422 nucleotides long. Its product is annotated as glycoside hydrolase family 76 protein. Gene Ontology annotation, molecular function: mannan endo-1,6-alpha-mannosidase activity. The transcript is spliced from 2 exons. The record is from RefSeq and is a predicted model, not a curated record. Gene Ontology annotation, biological process: fungal-type cell wall biogenesis; carbohydrate catabolic process. The coding region runs from base 1 to 1422 and encodes 473 amino acids. NCBI's taxonomy places the organism in Eukaryota, Fungi, Ascomycota, Sordariomycetes, Sordariales, Chaetomiaceae.
AUGGCUGCAUUAUCGCCAUCAAGAAGGCCGGUACGAUGGCUGACUUCGCUCCUCGCAACGAGCUGCUUGCUGCCGACGACAUGGGCGCAAUAUUACAAGAUAGGCACAAAACAGGAGAUUCUCGAAUCUGCGCGGACGCUUGCCUACGAUAUGAUGCUUCACUACAAAGGAAACAAGACUGGCGAAAUCCCAGGAAUUUUACCAGGGCCGCCCACAGAACACAAGGGUGAUUACUACUGGUGGGAAGGCGGGGCAAUGAUGGGCACAUAUAUCGACUACUGGUUUCUGACGGGCGACACGAGCUACAACCAUGUCAUCAUGGAGGGCAUGCUCCACCAGGUCGGCCCCAACGAAGACUACAUGCCGCCCAACCACACGGCAUCUCUGGGAAACGACGAUCAAGGGUUUUGGGGGAUGUCGGCCAUGCUGGCGGCCGAAAACAAGUUUCCUAACCCCGAGCCAGACCAGCCUCAAUGGCUUGCCCUCGCCCAGGCCGUCUUCCACACACAGGCAGCUCCUGACCGGCAUGACAAAACCUGCAACGGCGGCUUACGCUGGCAGGUGCCUCCUACCAACGCAGGUUACAACUACAAGAACACCAUUGCCAAUGCUUGCUUCUUCGAUCUCGGCGCCCGGCUGGCGCGCUACACGUUCAACCAGACGUACGCCGAUUGGGCCGAGAAGACAUUCGACUGGCUAUGGAAUGUCGGCUACAUCGACCACAGCGACUGGCGCGUGUACGAUGGUGGGCAUGUCGAGAAGAACUGCACCGACAUCAACAAGGCGCAGUUCAGCUACAACGCCGCUCUUCUACUCCACGGCUCCGCUUUCAUGUACAACUACACAAAUGGCAGCGAGGUGUGGAAGGACCGCGUAGACAACUUGCUGACCGGUAUCUUGCGCGACUUCUUUCCCGAGGGCGUCGCCUAUGAAGUACCGUGCGAGGGCCGCCAGGGCGCCUGCACGGCCGAUAUGCUGAGUUUCAAGGGCUACGUCCACCGCUGGAUGUCCACCGUCACCAAGAUCGCCCCGCAUACCACCGAGAAGAUCCUUCCCGUACUGAGAACCUCGACCGAGGCCGCCGUGCGGCAGUGCACCGGUGGUCCCACCGGCCGCCGCUGCGGCUUCUACUGGUCAGGCGGUGUCUUCGUGGACCCGGCCGUGGACAAGACCAGCGGGGCUGGCGAGGCCAUGAACGUCCUCGCCGCCGUGUCGAGCCUGCUCAUCCAGGACACCCCUCCGCUGGCGACCAACCUGACCGGAAUCAGCAAGGGCGAUCCGAACGCUGGCAGCCGCAGCCAAGGCCCCUCAGAACCGCUGUCGCCAAUCACGACGGGUGACCGUGCAGGCGCGGCGUUUUUGACCAUCCUGAUCCUGGGCAGCGCCGUGGGCACCUGGAGUUGGAUGAGCCUUGGCGACUAG